AGAGCAGCUUACUGGCUUCUAACUGCUAACACAUCUAGUACUCCUCUGGGUGAAUGAAGACGCAUGAUCCAGCUCACUGGAAAGCAGGUUACCUUCAAAAAUGAGUGAAACUACAUCUACCAAUAUCUCGGUGGCUCCAGCCAACUCUACAGAAAGCAUACCAGCUUUUUCUACAAGGAAUUCACGAAUGACAGGUCCUGGUUUCACCAAAAGAAUAUGUUUCUACAAAAGUGGAGACCCACGCUUUAAUGGAAUAAAAAUGGUUGUGACCAAUCGAUCAUUCAAGACAUUCGACGCAUUGCUAGACAGCCUCUCCAAAAAAGUACCCCUACCUUUUGGAGUAAGGAAUAUAACAACUCCACGAGGCAUACACCCCGUAACCACUCUAGAGGAACUUGAAGAUGGUAAAUCCUAUAUUUGUUCCCAUCAAAAAAAGAUUAAGCCAAUAAACCUUGAAAGAGCAAGCAAGAAACCAUUGCUGUGGCAGAGCAGCAGACCAAUCAGCGCACGGCGCCGAGCUAUGCAGGGGACUCGGCAAAGUGAGGUUACCCCAUUUCAAAGGGAAAACACUAUUGUACUUAGAAGCUCAAAGAACUUUGUUGUAUACAAAAAUGGAGAUAAAGAGUUUAAACAGAAUUUUGUACUGAAUAAGAAGUCUAUACAAAACUUUGAUGCCUUUCUGGACCAAAUCUCAGAGACUUUGCAGUUUCCAGUCUUUAAACUAUACAGCAUUGAUGGAAGAAGGAUUCUUAGCACCCACGCUCUCCUGCUGAGUUCUGGAACAAUAGUGGCAGCCGGCAGAGAGCCUUUUAAGGCAGUAAAUUAUGAGUCUGAGGCAGAGUAUCUUCCUGCUAAAUUACCUGGGAUCUACCAGCGCGUCUUUCCUAAAUCAAGAACAAAACCAGAAAUGAGAAGCCCUGGAAAAUGGAAAGUAUCAGUUUUCACUAGUGAAAUGCCUUCUGCUGGGACCACGUCUCAAGUGUACAUCAUAUUUUAUGGACAUAUCAGAGCAUCAGUGCCUGUCUUUCUGCAUAGUAAUGAAGACGAUGUAUUCCAGAGUGGCCAUGAAGAUACUUUUCAAGUUAACAUAGGAGAUGUUGGUGAGGUUUAUAAAAUCCGUAUUGGACACACUAACUCUGGAGAAUCCCCUGGCUGGCACUUAGAAGAGGUGCAGCUGUUAAACAUUUUUUCAAAUGAGCAAUUCUGCAUGAAAGUAAACCGCUGGCUUUCACAAGACAAAGACGAUGGAGAAAUCUGCAUGGAGUUACCUCUGAUGAGACAUGGUCAUACCAAGCUGCCAGUGACAAAGUACAAACUACAGGUGGUCACUGGAGAUCUAUGGAAUGCAGGAACUGAAGCCAACGUCUACAUGUCUUUGUAUGGGGAAUAUGGUGACACAGGUUCCAGACAAUUGCUGAGAUCCAAUAAGCCAACCCCUUUUAUUAAAGGACAAACUGAUACAUUCUCUCUGGAAGCUGUGCAUCUUGGUGACUUGCACACAGCCGUCAUAGGUCAUGAUGGACUUGAACCAGGUAAUGGCUGGUACCUGGAGAAAGUGAUGGUUCAUGAUGAAUUAAAAGACAAGGACUAUACCUUUUUCUGUAACAGGUGGCUUGAUGAAGGAGAGGAAGAUGGGAAAAUUGUAAGGAAACUAUUCAUCUCAGAUGAAGCUGAUUUUCCAGCCAGACACGAACUUGAAGUCAAGAAAAAUGAAGUGUGGAAUGCUGAGAAAUGGAAGUAUCAGCAUGAAAACUGUGUACAGCUCUACUGUAAAGCAACAAGGAAAUUCCUCCGGCUCACACCGGAUGGCAGAGUGGAUGCUCUUGGGGACAAGAAGGAUAAAUAUGGUUUUUUUUACGUAUUGGUAAAAAGAGGAAAGGUUCGUGUUUUCAGAAGCCAUCACAUCAGACAUCUUGCUUUGGCAAUUGACAAGGGAAAAGUCACUGCAAUGGAUAACAGCGGAAUCCUGUGUGAGCUUGAAGUUCAUAUUCAGGUCAACCGAUGUGUUACUUUGGAGUCUACCAGAAUGCCAGGUAUGACCAUUUCCUUUACCAGUGAUGGAGAACCGGCAGAUGAUAACAUCAGAAGCUAUGCUGAAUUAUCCACAGAAUUUGCUGCACAUGUUAAGGGAGUUUUCCACAGUGGGGCUAUAAUUGUGCUGUCCACCAGCUGGAGCCAGGCUUUAUGUCUGAGACGCGAUGGCAUCCUCAGUGGGGCAGAAAAGCAGAAUGUGGAGUCAUACUGGAGAGUGCAUAAGAUAGGCCCUGCUGUGUGUAUGUUUGAAAGUGUGACACAGCCCAGAAUGUUUCUGCAAAUACAAAAUGGCAGUUGUGAUGGAGACGGCAGAGGGGAUGACUACUGUCAUUUCAAAGUGGAAAAAAGCUAUGAAAAUGGAUCUGUUACGUUGGAAAGUGUAAGGAGCAAAGGAAUAUAUGUCGGACAGUUAUCCAAUGGAUUCACCAAGCCUAUGAUACACACAGGAGAGAAGAACAUUGUGUUUUACCCACAAGUCAUUAAAUUUGGCAGAGAAAAGCCUAUGGGAACAUCUGCGAAUCUCAGCCAGAAAAAGGAAGAGGUCCUGAAACAACCUGAAGUAAUUGCUGAAACACAGGGUCUCGUGGCUCGCAGUCCAUCUGUAUCACCCGCAACGAGCAACAAUGGUAGGAAGCUCAGUAGCAAUGGAAAUCCUACUUAUUCUUCAGAUCAGUGGAAAGUUUCCAUCCUGACAGGCAGUGCUGGAACAUCAGCUGAUGUCACCCUGUGGGUGUAUGGCAGCAAAGGGAACACUGGUCCUAUCACCCUAGCAACUGGCAACAAAGAUCACCUCUUUCAACCUAGACAAGAAGAUGAUUUUAUGGUAAGACUAUCAAACAUUGGGAAAAUAUACAAGAUAAGAAUAGCACAUGAUGGAAGUGGUCAUCACCCCGACUGGGAGCUGGAACGGAUAAUUCUCCAGAAAAUGAAAAAUGGAAAAACAUUCACUUUUGAAGCUAACAGGUGGUUGUCAAAAAGUCGUGGAAAUGGUGAACUUGUGUGCGAGCUUCCAGUCAUGGAAAAUAGCGCAUUUAUUUUUCCAGUUGUGAAAUAUGAGGUCAUUGUCUAUACUGGACAUUUGGAACAUGCCGGAACAGAAGCUUCAGUUUAUAUUUGCAUCUUUGGUGAAAAUGGAGACUCGGGAAAAAGACCUUUGUUUAGAUCUGAUUUAUUAAGUCCAUUCCAGCAAGGACAGGUUGAUGUGUUUGAGAUUGAAGCCGUGUCACUUGGGAAGCUGCAGACCGCGCUCAUAGGCUGCAAGGCCAAUCACAAGUCACAGUACUGGUAUUGUGAGAAAGUAAUCAUCAGGGAACAAGGAGGACUCUCAGAAUAUUGCUUCAAUUGUGAAAGGUGGCUUCCUUAUAUGUCUGAGGGCUCUCUUCAUUCAGAAAUUGAACUUCAGGAGCAAGAAGUAGAACCGUCUAAUGAAGAGGAACGCUCUGCUGAAAUCAAUGAAGGAGAAUGGAAGAUCACAGUCGUAACCGGCAAUUUCCCUAAUGCUGGCACUGAUGCUACGGUUUUCCUUUAUGUCUACGGUGAAGAAUCAAAUUCUGGUCCCAUCAUGUUGGGAUCAGGGAAUCAUCAGCUGUUUAAUAUAAACAGCGCUGACACAUUUCAGAUUAAUUUAAAAUAUCUGCAGAAGCCAUAUAAAAUCCGCAUUGGACAUGACAAUUCAGGAGAUAAUCCAGAGUGGUAUUUAGAGGAUAUAAAAUUGGAGAAUCUUUCCUCUGGCCAAGAGUACUACCUACCUGUAAAUCGAUGGAUUGGAGAGCGACAAGAUGAUGGAGACACAUGGCGAGAGCUGCCUCUAUCAAUAGAUGGCAAUGAUCCAUUAGUGUUGCUGGAUUAUGAGAUUCAUGUUUAUACAGGCAACAUUUCUGAUACUGAUGCAGAAUAUACUGUUUAUAUCAAUAUCUUUGGAAAUAAGGGGGAUUCUGGCAAACGCAAACUACAUAAAAGCAAGUUUCAAACUUUCAAGUUUCAGAGAGGACAGGUUGAUGUUUUUUCCGUUCAAGCAGUUUCAUUGGGAAUACUCCAGAAAAUCAAGAUGAGUUGUGAUGGAAGUAACAAAGGCAAAGGAUGGUUUCUGGAUAAAGUCAUCAUACUAUAUACAGAGAAUGGAUGUGACCACAAAGUUUUAUUUCCAUGCAACAGGUGGCUGGAUGAGAAGCAGGAAGAUGGGAAAACGGAGAGAGUACUGUUUGUUAGUGAAAGGGAAAAUCCGGAAGAAGACAUGGAAGGCACAUUGUGGAUUGUACAAGUAAAAACGGCAAAUGGUUCUUCACAGAGUAAUGAGUUAAAAGUGCGUUUUAUCGUUUAUGGAACAGAUGGGAAAACAAGUGACAUUCCUCUUGUGCCACAAACAGCUGAAGAAGUGUCUUUUCUUCCUGACUCAAAAGAUGAGUUUGUUGUGAAAUUCGAAGAUGUUGGUGAGAUAUAUAAAAUGCGAAUUGUCUGUGAUCAUUUACCCACUGCACCAGGGUGGCAUUUGGAAAGUCUUUGUAUGGUGGGGCAGCAAACUGGACAAGAAGUACAAUUUGACUGCAACUGUUGGCUAACAGCAGAUAAUGAAGAGGAGGAAACUAUUAAAGAAUUUCGGGUAAUGAAUAAUCAACAAGAACUGUUGCCAGUACACCAGUAUAUAGUAGCUGUGCACAUUGGUGAUCACUGGGGAGCAGAAACCUUGGCGAAUGUGUAUAUAACUGUCUAUGGAGAGAGAGGAGACUCAGGAGCAAGGAGACUUUCCAAAUCACAGAUCCCUGGAGACAAAUUUACACGAAACAAGACUGACUGUUUUGUGUUGGAGGCGGUGUCUUUGGGGCAGCUGCGAAAGGUGGUGAUUGGACAUGACAGGGAAGGCUACGGAGCAGGAAUGUAUAUGAGGAUGGUCACAGUAAAAGAAUCUCAAGACUCUCUUAGUGAAUGGGUGUUUGUACUGUGGAACUGGCUCGAUAGUCAUCUGGGAUUAUGCCAGACAGUUUGCAAACUGUACACACAAGGCAAGAGAUUAUUAACAAGCCCCAAACCUAUUGCACAGUCAGGAGGCUCAUGGAUAAUUGAUAUUACUGGCUCCGGAUUUGAGACUAUGGAGACUCUGAACCGAUUUUCUAUUAUGUUUUAUGGUCAAUUGGAUAAAGAACAAGUGGAAGUAACAAUUAGUGGAAACACACUGCAGAUAAAGGAAGAGCUGCUAGUAGAAUCCCUGUGUAAAGUACACGUUUCCUGGUCCCGUGCACAGAUUUUUAAGUCAUGGUAUUUAUCAUCAAUACAUAUGAAACACACAGUGACUAAUCAGGAGAUGUGGUUAAGCUUUAAUUGCUGGAUGAGGCCUAAUGAGGAUAGAUGUGUGGAGGUCCCCGCUCUCUAUCCUGACAAGGAUCCUCUCCCUGUGGUGGAAUAUACAGUUUCUGUGCAUACUGGUGAUACAAUGGAUGGGGAAAGCACUGGCAGAGUGUACAUUUGCAUUGAAGGAGAAUGUGGAGAAACAGGAAAUAGAGUUCUAAAUGAGUCAGGCACCGAUGUCAUUUCCUUUUCUAAAGGACAGGUGGAUAGCUUUGGAAUUAAAGCUGUAUAUCUAGGCAAACUCCAGAGGAUUGUACUUGGCUUCAGCAAUUUGAAAAAAGAGUCAUGGUUUCUGGAAAAAAUCACUGUUAAAGAAGAUUAUACUUGUACAAAUGACACAUUUUAUCACAAUGACUGGGUCACUUCCCAUGCCAGCAAAGAGUUCACUGAAUCUGUUAUUAUGCUAAAAGAAUCAGCCGUGGAAUGGAACAAGAUAAAAUCUUUCAAUACUCCUACAAAUGGGGUGUGGCAGCUACAAGUGCUAGCUUCCUCGGCAUUAGAGGAAGACGUGGAUCUUUCCGUUGUUGUGUUUGGUAAACAUGGGAAAUCACCAUUGCACAAAGUGACUAAUCUGAGCUAUCAUCCUUUCUUGCUGAAUAUUGGAGACAUUGGGGAUAUAAUAAAGGCCUCGUUCCUAUCCACGGGUCUGAGCUCUGGGAGAAGACUUCAGCUGCAGAAGGUUCGCAUGAGAGAUGUUGACACUAAACAAGAAGUAAGCUUUUAUCCUGAUGAUGUGCUCUUACCUGAUGAGGAUGGCUCAGAGAGUGUGGCAGAGGUGGCAGCUAUUCUACCUAAUACACCACCAUUGCCUGAAGUCACUUAUGCAGUUUACACCAGGACGGGGCAUUUCCCUGCAUCUGGUACGGACGCAGACGUUUUUAUUACAAUAUAUGGAGAAAACGGAGAUUCUUGUAAAAGAAGACUGAAACACUCAUCCUUUCCUCGAAUAUUUAGCGUGGGGAAGGUAAAUGUCUUCAGAAUAAAGGCUUUGGACCUCGGCAUGCUGACUAGAGUGCACAUUGAACACAACGCUGUUGGUUAUGGAGCUGGAUGGUAUCUAGAUCAAAUCACCAUACAGGAGUCAGAUAAGGCGGAUAUUAAAUACUUGUUUCCAUGCCAACGGUGGUUAGACACUGCAAUAAAUGACAAACAAACUGACUGUGAGUUGAGGCUUCUUGGAAAUUUCAACAGAACUAAUGAAAAACUACUUUCAUCCACUGAAGGAACACUCAAUGUCUUGAUUGUGACUGCUGAUAUGCCAAAUUCUGGAACCAAUUCUACUGUGAUGUUAACAAUCUGCUGUAACAAGGGAAAUUAUGAGCCAGUCGAGUUUGCCAAAGGCACACUGACAGCGGGCAACACAUCGCACACCACAGUGCAUCUCACCAGGAAUCUCGGAGUGAUACAAAAAAUCCGUUUGGAAAUGAAAGAUGAUGAAAAAAAUAACAGCUGGUAUUGCAAAAUGGUGAAACUGCAGCAUCAAGAAAGUGAUGAAAUUCUGGAAUUUCCAUUUCUACAAACCUUCAGCAGUAAAGAAAAUAACGUAGUGGCGGAACUACCAGCUCUGAAUCCUUCUGGUCCUUUAUUAACAGUGAAGACCUAUGAACUAUCUAUUAGUAUCAGUCAAACAUCAAAGCCAACUGUAGAUGCAGUUCUCUUCGUCACAUUGACUGGAAGCCUAGGAAACACCGGAAGACGAAAGAUUGUUUAUAAAAAGAGAAACGUGUCUUCCAGACAGAAGACAGUUGGAUUUCAAUUGGAAGCUGUUGACAUUGGUGUAAUGCAUGAACUGCUCAUAGAAAAAGAAAAGCAAACUAAUUUACAGCUGGAGAAAGCUGUGGUCGAGGAGGGAUCAUUCAUCAAGAACAAAUACAUCUUUAUAGCCCAGCCGUGGAGAAAAGAAAAAACUGAAAUGGUAUCCAUGACUCUGCGAGUGACAGAAAAGAAAGAAUCCAGCAGUUCAGUUUCUUUUCUUUAUGAGAGUCAGUCCAUGACAUCCGAUGGGGAAUGGAACAUUUAUUUAACAACAUCAAGUGAAGAAACCCAAGUGGAACAAACUGUGGAGGAUAAUCCACAAUUGACAAUUGUGUUUUACGGUGACAAAGGCAGGUCGAACCCAAUCAUUAUAGAAAGGAAAGACUCAUCUCAGUGUAUGGAUACACUGGUUUACAAGGUGAAUCUUACUUAUGAUUUAGGAGAAUUAUUUAAAGUGAGGCUGGGCAUUGAGGACUGGCGAGAAGACCUGAGGCGGUUAUCCUUGUACCAUCUGAAAAUGCAGAAUGCAAAAACCUUGGAUACUUUUAACCAGUCAAUAAAUAAAACGCUUCCUCUUUCAAUAAGCGGAGACAGGUGGAUUGAAGUCCCAGUAGAAUGGCCUGUAAAAACCUCUCUUUCUGCUGUUACAUAUCAUAUAACUUUAUAUACUGUUGAUAUGCUGGAAAACAAAAAUAAGUUGCGUCUUGGAAUGUGCUUGCAUGGGAAACAUGGUGACACCGGACACAGAUAUGUUACCUGGCAGCAUGCACAGAAAGAGAAUGGAGAUGAGUCAUUUACAGCUGUAUUAGACGCGGUUGAGCUAGGAGAAGUACAUCAGGCUGACAUCUCAGUAAGCAGCAGCGAUGAUUGCAAGCUGCAUAUUAAAAGGAUUCACAUUAUGGAACCUUCAAGCAAAAAGCUCUAUGUGCUUGAUGUAAAUGAGGAUUUUUCAGUUGGUGCCAAUGAACCAGAGAAAAGAAAACAAGUUCUCAUUUCCCAAGUUGUCCAUGACCAGCCGGCUAUCUUCAAUGAAAUGGGAAGUAUGGAGGAAAAGCUGGAGGAUCAGGAGAUUAUGGUCUACACGGGUGAUGUUAUAGGAGCAGACACAGAUGCCAAUGUUUAUAUCACCUUUUUUAGUGAUAAUGGAAACUCAUUUGGACCCAUCCAGCUAAAUAAACCACUAGAAGAUAGAAAUCAUUUUAAAAGGGGAAAGGUUGACACAUUUAAGGUCACCACAAAGAACAUAGAAAGAAUCUCCCAUAUUGAAAUAGGUCAUGAUGGAAAAGGAUUGGGUAGCGGUUGGUUCCUGGAAAAGAUUGAGAUCCUCAAGUUAUCCACAAAUGAGAUUACAGUAUUCUCCUGCAACAGGUGGCUAGCUGAGGAUGAAGAUGACGGAUGCACUGCAAUACAGAUUUACUCCUAAAAGGUGUUUUACCAAGCUGCCGACAUUCACGCUGACUGCUCCCAAUGUUUCUCUUUCAGUAUUUUCCAAUAGUUCUUGGGUUCUACCAAUCUCUUCUCAUUCCCAUACAUUAAGUGACUAAAGGCUUGGAAAUAUACUGUAUAUUUGUCAACUGUCUAAACAACUAUACAGUAUUUACUAUUUACCCAGUAAAUAUAUUGAUUAGGAGUCUUUCUAAUGAAAACUCGUUAUUUAUAUAUAUCAUGGUAAUCUCAAUGGAAAACCCAAAAUAGGAUGAAAAAAACUCAGUGGUCACCAAACCAAAAUGUCACAGCAUAUGGGGGGGUUACAAAAGUAUUCAACCCCCUAAGAAGGCAGCAGCUUUGUCUGUAUUACAAAUGCCAUUUACACAGAUGUUCCAGACAGUAUUUGUAUUGCUAACCAGUAAGCUCCUAAAGUCAAUUUUAAACUCAUUUUUAUUACAGAUAAAUCUGUUGUCUUUACAGUUGUUUGAAUACUUUUGAAAAACACUAUAUAUAUAUAUAUAUAUAUAUAUAUAUAUUUUAUAGAUAUAAAA
Molecule: messenger RNA, 9110 nt
Organism: Pseudophryne corroboree (corroboree frog)
Lineage: Eukaryota; Metazoa; Chordata; Amphibia; Anura; Myobatrachidae
Gene: RP1
Product: RP1 axonemal microtubule associated
Exons: 59
Coding region: 101-8554 (2817 amino acids)
Biological process (GO): intracellular signal transduction
Molecular function (GO): growth factor activity
Source: RefSeq, a predicted model, not a curated record